Messenger RNA from Kalmanozyma brasiliensis GHG001, 1314 nucleotides. Its product is annotated as Pyridine nucleotide-disulfide oxidoreductase, NAD-binding domain protein. The transcript has a single exon. The record is from RefSeq and is a predicted model, not a curated record. Gene Ontology annotation, cellular component: cytoplasm. The coding region runs from base 1 to 1314 and encodes 437 amino acids. Gene Ontology annotation, molecular function: thioredoxin-disulfide reductase (NADPH) activity. NCBI's taxonomy places the organism in Eukaryota, Fungi, Basidiomycota, Ustilaginomycetes, Ustilaginales. Gene Ontology annotation, biological process: removal of superoxide radicals.
AUGAGCCUGGCCCGAUCCUCGUUGCGUUCGGCUUCGUUCACAUCCGUUCAAUCAUCUCCACUCGUUGCAAGCACCAGCAGCAAGUUCUUCAGGAAACAGGCUCGAGCUUGCUUCUCUACCCACUCUCGCAACACCCGCAACCACUCCGCAUCCUCGUCUCGCAUCUUCCGAGCUACAGGCCCCUUCGCAGCGCUCUCUGCCGUCUCGAUUCGCCACUCUUCCUCCAACGCAGCUUCAAGCACCUCUGACAACAUGACGGAACACGUAAACGGCAACGGUGCCUCCUCGUCUUCGGGCAGCAAGGUCCACAAGGUCGUCAUCAUCGGCUCCGGUCCCGCCGGUCACACUGCUGCCAUCUACUUGGCACGAGCCAACCUCGAGCCCGUUCUGUUCGAGGGCAUGCUUGCCAACGGUCUCGCACCCGGCGGACAGCUCACCACCACCACCGACGUCGAGAACUUCCCCGGUUUCCCAGACGGCAUUCGCGGUCCCGAGAUCAUGGACAAGUUCCGUGCGCAAUCCGUCCGAUUCGGCACCGAGAUCCACACCGAGACCAUCUCCAAGGUGGACCUCUCGUCGCGACCCUUCAAGUUCUGGCGCGAAUACGCCGAGGACCAGGCUCCCGAACUCACUGAGACGCUCAUCAUCGCCACCGGUGCCAGUGCAAAGCGCAUGCACCUCCCUGGCGAGGACACUUACUGGCAGAGCGGUAUCUCGGCGUGUGCCGUCUGCGACGGUGCGGUGCCCAUCUUCCGCAACAAGCCCCUUGUGGUGGUAGGUGGCGGUGACAGUGCGGCCGAGGAGGCCAUGUACCUCACCAAGUACGCUUCGCACGUCAACGUGCUCGUACGUCGAGACGAGCUCCGAGCGUCCAAGAUCAUGGCCAAGCGAUUGUUGGCGCACCCCAAGGUGACGGUGCACUUCAACACCAUCCCCACCGAGGCGAAAGGUGACGGCGAGCUGCUCAAGGCGGUGCGAGUCAAGGACGCCAAGACGGGCGAGGAGCGCGACAUGGACGCCAACGGUCUCUUCUACGCCAUUGGCCACUUGCCCGCCACCUCGCUCGUCAAGGGCCAGGUCGAUUGCGACAACGACGGAUACAUUCUCACCACGCCAGGCACCGCUCAGACCUCGGUCAAGGGUGUCUUUGCCGCUGGUGACGUUGCCGACAAGAAGUACAGGCAGGCGAUCACCAGUGCAGGUACCGGAUGCAUUGCUGCGCUCGAGGCGGAGCGCUUGCUGGCCGAGGAGGAGGUGCUCGACCCCGUCGAUGCUGCUGCGGCUAACCACUACACCGGUACGGACAAGGAGUAG